AUGAGUGAGCCAGCAAAUCCUACCUCUUUAUCUCCUUUAGCUGCUCCAACGAAUAUUGGUACAUUAUUGAUGCGAUUUCUAAUUGUGGGGUGCUAUAAUGGGCUGCUCUGCAUUCUCGAAAAACCAAGUGAAAUUCACUUGUGGAAUCCAUCCACAGGAAUCUCCAAGAAACUGCCAGAAAUUUCUAAUGUCGGAUCUGUUGGUGAUUUUGGAUUCGGUUGGGUUGAAUCGAGUGGUGAGUACAAGGUGUUUGUGAGUGUGCUUGAUAAUUACCAGUUGAAGCGGGCCGGUAAACUUUAUAGUUCAAAGACAAAAUCAUGGAAAACAAUAGAGCACUGCAAGGAUUUAUGUACAUAUCGUUGCGAAGAGGGUGUGUUUGCAGGUGGGAAGCUUUACUGGACGAAUUAUAAAGGAUAUAAAGAAGUUAUUAUUUUCUUAGACUUGAAGAGUGAGGUGUUUGGAAGGACUGAGCUUCCCAUUGAUCAAGAGUAUCGCGCUCAAAAGUUAUUGGGUGUGCUUGGUGGUUGCCUUUGCGCGCUACAUUUUAAUCAUUAUUAUUGUGGAACAGUCGUUCAAGUUUGGGUUAUGAAGGAGUCUUGGGAGAAAGUGGUGACUCUUUCUCAUCUUCUUGAGCUUCUUCAACCAGCACCAUUGGUGGAGGGUCCAAACGGUGAGAUUUUGGUAAAUUGUGUAUCCACUUUGUUGGUUUUUGAUCGCCAUGAUAAUGUGUUCCGUUGUCCCAAGGUUUGUUGCGAUUACAUAUCAACUCAUGUCUAUGUUGAAAGUUUAGUCUCCCCAGAAGAUUUAUGA
Salvia miltiorrhiza (redroot sage) is the source of this 810-nucleotide messenger RNA. RefSeq names its product F-box/kelch-repeat protein At3g23880-like. Lineage: Eukaryota; Viridiplantae; Streptophyta; Magnoliopsida; Lamiales; Lamiaceae. The coding region runs from base 1 to 810 and encodes 269 amino acids. The transcript has a single exon. The record is from RefSeq and is a predicted model, not a curated record.